UCCUCCUCGCGCACCGGCCUCCCUUGCUCUCUCGACUACAGCACAAUACACGUCAGCCGCAGACAGCGACGGCCAAGGACAUCCCACCGCCACCACCAUCUUCUCUUUCUUCCUUCCUCUCUCCCUUCCUUCUUUCUUCACUCUCCCCGCUGCUACACCUAUUGACAUGCCCAUGCCCACCGUAUAAUCAUGUCAAACGACCCGCAGCACUCGCCACCAAGGGGAGCUUCAGGCCUCGGUCGCUCAUCCAGCAUCUUCUCUUACCAGACGCGCCUUCUCAGCCGUGACAACAACACCACUUCCCCGUCAAAUGGCCGCCAAACUCCGACCAACAUUUCCAGCAUCACCGCCUCACCAGCAUAUGCCUCCCUGGCGUCAAUAGCUGGUAAAGGAGCUCUAGCAGAUUCACCACCCUCCACUCCAAUUAGAAGAGCUGUGGCGAAGAUGAUCAUCGACAGCAGCCCGUCCCCCACCUCGACUCCCACAGCUCGGACAGUGACUAAACAUGUCAGAACAGCAAAAUCAGUGGACUUGGUGAGGAACCAAUGGGAAGCUAAGAUCGCUGGAGCUCAGGACGGCGGCACAACCCACACAAUGCAAAAGUGUGGGCGAGGCAUCUCAGCCACACCUCGAACAGCACCCAUUCCUUCUACUGCGCAGCUGCCUCCUCCCUCCCCAUUACCGUCUACGGAACCCACGGAACAAGCGGCCACGAAAGUUGAGGUUUCUCCCACCCAGGUUCCAAAUGACUUUGAUUCGGAAAAGGACGGGCCCAGCAGGUUCUCUAGCUCGUACAUGGCUCGGCAGGUCGCCAAAAGAUCUACUGUCUAUGGUGCCAGUGAGUUUGACUCAAUUCGUAUUCCCUCAACAGCCUCAAUGGCAUGCGCAUCGACCAAUCCCAUAGAUCGUCCCGCUUCCCCUUCCGUUGCCUCAACAGGAUCACUGUUAUCACCGAAUGCAACUGGAGAAAGUAUUGCACCCUCAGUGCGGGGGCAGUCAGUUGAAGAGCGUCUAGCUAUCGCGAGAUCGAACGCAUUGAAAAGGAGACAAGCGAGAGAACAAGCCAAAACCGCUGUCACUCAUAACCAACCCGCUAUUCAGCCCGUAAUAUAUAAAGGAACCACAUCUGAACAGCAGAAGGCGAUGGUGGAUAAUGAAUCGGGAAUCGCAAAGAAAAUGUCAUCCCAGGAUAAAGUAACCAACGGCGAUUUGUUUCAGUCUGAGAUGGCCAACGGGAAGAUUGAAGCCAACACAAAUCAGGCUAUCAAGCCCAUGUCUGAUGCGGUUGGCGCAAAACAGUCGUCACCUUCGAUACCCCUAGCAUCCAAGGUAGCAGCAUCUCCGUUCCGUGAUCUAUUUACUCCUUCCUCUCGGCAGACUGAACGAACAGCCCCUGCGCCCAGUACUGCGAGGGAUAGCAAUCACUUGUACUCUCGAUCUUCCCUUCGUUCUAUAGUUACCUCUCCUUCAGCCUCUGCUUCUACCUCGAGCAAAGUCCCGUCAGAUCUGUCCUCAUCUGUUGCAUCUGCUUCGCAAACAGAGCCUCCCGCUCUCUCCAAUGGCGGAGGCAAGUAUGGAUCUAUCAGUCGAACAGAUCGACGUCGGCUAGGGAGGCAUCUUCCAAGAAUUGCAUCCGGAGAAAAAGGAUGGGAGGAUGAUGCAGCGUCCAAAGGAAAAGAUAAUGCGUCGGAAGGCAGGAGAGUACCUUCCAUUCUCGGUAAACACUCUACGAUUCCAGCCGAUAGCGAAGAAGAGAACAAACCUCCCAGGCCAGUAAUUGGCAAAAAGACAGAUGAAUAUGUAUCAACGAACUCCACGCCCAAGUCAUCCAUCUCUCGUGCUACCCGUCCUCCAGAUAUCCUCGCACCCUCUGUCAACGAAAAUCAGCCUCAGCUUCCAGCGUCACGCGUCCCCUCCACGCCGUCGAAACGGCGAUCACAAUUCAUGCCCUUCACGCACAAAUCAGCGAUUACGGAUGCGAUCAACCCCAAGUCCCCUAGACCUGAGCUCACAGGUGAGGAGAUGAAGGGUCUCAUGAAUGCCGUAGGCAGUUUGCCCGCAAGAGGUGACCAAAAGGAUGAGGAUGAUGGUGUAACAGGCAUGUCGAACCGUCUUCGACUUACUAAAUCCCGUCUUCCACCUUCUGCGUCUUCGGCAUCUGUAGCACCCGCCCCUCUCCCGUCGAAGCGGCUGAUUCAAACAAAUUGGAUGGAUAAACAUCGACAUGCUCUGGGAUCCUACGAGUAUCUAUGUCACGUAGGUGAAGCACAGCAAUGGAUUGAAGGCUGCCUAGAGGAGGAGUUACCUUUUGGUGUAACGGAAAUGGAGGAGGGACUGAAAAAUGGUGUUGUGCUGGCCAAGUUGGCGAGAGUGUACGAAGGCGAGGAGGUAGUGAAAAAGAUCUGGACGGAGACAAAGCAUAGGUACAAGCAAUCGGAUAACAUCAACUAUUUUCUCAAUUUUGUUAGAAAUGUCGGGAUGCCAGAAACAUUUAUCUUUGAACUUACAGACCUUUACAAUAAAAAGAACAUUCCUAAAGUCAUCUUUUGCAUUCAUGUUUUGAGUCAUUUGCUUGCGCGUCUUGGCCGUGCUGAACGUAUUGGCAACUUGGUUGGACAGUUUGAAUUUACUAACGAACAAAUCGCGGCCGCCCAAAAGGAUUUGCAGGGUAUUGCCAUGCCGAAUUUCGGCGACGCUGGAAAGUCUCUCGCCAAAGAAGCGAGCUGGGUCCCCGAAGAGCCCGAAGAGACAGACGAUGAGAGGCGUGAUCGAUUGCUCCAGGAGCGUGAGGAUUCGAUUGUCGGUCUUCAGCGUCAUCUCCGGGGUCACCUCGCCCGUAUGCGCUCGUCCCGUAUCCAAGCUCAGCUGGAGCUCGCCGAGCCAAUCACCCGUCGUCUUCAAGCUCACGCUCGAGGAACUCUAUGCCGCCGAGCUCUAUUGGCUGAACUGGACAAAAGGAAACACCUCCACUCGAUGGCUCAGUCCAUACAGGCUGCUGUGCGAGGUCAGAUUGUUCGAAGAAGCUGGGAGAAGCGAGUGAGGGAAGUCAGGAACCUGGAAGUUGUGGGACUGCAAGCUCAUCUAAAGGGACUGCUAGCAAGGACGAAGAGGAAGACAGACGAAAAGAGACUGGGAAACACAAUGAAGGGAGUAACUGGGCUUCAAGCACACUGUCGAGGAUGUUUAGUGAGAAGGGGAAGAACAACUUACAAGAAUUUGUUGGAAGAGCCUCAAACAGUCCAAUCGAUCAGCUCUCUUCAGGCUUUGCUAAGAGGUCGACUACACCGACAAACAGUUGCUACACAACAGCGCAAAAUUGUGAGCCAAACAGCUACCUUCACCUCUCUCCAGUCUCACCUUCGAGGAGCCAUUGUUCGACGGAAUAUUCGUGCACAAGAGCAAAAGAUGGACGAUGCCACAAAUUAUGUCGUUGCUGUUCAAGCUGUUGCGCGAGGAGUUCUUGCUCGUAACAAAAAGCGCACUUUCACUCGACAGCUCCAACAAAGCGCUUCCUCUACUAUUUCUUUCCAGGCCCUUGCUCGUGCUCGCAUUGCCAAGCAAUCACACAAGAGCAUGCAGAAAGCCCUCGCCAAGGUCGAAGUUGCUGGGUCUGUCGGAGGCCUACAGGCUUUCCUCCGCACCAAGCUUGCUAAAAAGCAAACAACGGAGCAGAAGAAAAAACUAGAAUUUGUCCAGCCCGAUGUUAUCGGUUUCCAGGCCAUGGCAAGAGGCUAUCUCGCAAGGGAAGAGUAUCAUUUCUGGCGCGAUUAUCUGCAUGACGGGAAAACAAUUGGUGCUCUGGUAUUCUUACAGUCCCUCAUGCGAGGAUUCAUCGCUCGUCGACGACAUUACAUUCGAACCAGCUUUAUUCAUCGAAAUGUUGACAAAGUCGUUAAAAUCCAGGCCCUGUGGAGAGGUCGCCAGCAACGAGUGUCGUAUGAAAAACUCAUCACCGGUAUCGAUGUUGAUGUGCCGACUAUUCAAAGCUAUAUGCACUUGCUCGAUGACACCGAAUCCGAUUUCGCGGACCAAGUACGUAUAGAGGCGCUGCGAGGGCAGGUGGUGGACCUCAUCAGAGAAAAUCAGACGCUGGAGACAGAGGUGAAAGACCUGGACACCAAGAUUGCACUCAUCAUCAACAAUCAAAUGACCUUCCAGGAGCUUGCCCGAGCAAAACGGCGAACGGAAACUGCAACUUAUCACGCGCCAAAUAACGAUCCCUUCUCCAGUGCUGUGCACUUGGAUAGGACAAAUCAGCGGAAAUUGGAGCUUUAUGAACAGCUUUUCUUCAUGUUGCAAACAAAGCCGGAGUAUAUUUCGAGAUUGUUGCGCGUCUUGUCUAUAGAGGAUGAAACAGCAGAAAAAGAUAGAAGAUUGGUAGAAGGAGUGACAAUGAUUUUGUUUGCAUUUGGUCACGAGAGGAGGGAAGAAUACCUCUUCCACAAGCUCCUUCAGCUUGCUGUUCACGAAGAAGUCCUUCGGGCACCAAGCCUACAGGAUCUCGUCCAUUCUCGCUUCCCGAUCAUGCCCGUUACUGCUCAGUACAUCAAACCCUCCUUGACACCCUAUAUCCACGAUGUCAUAGCUCCUCAUGUGAUGAGAAUUGUCGAUGCGCCCGAAUUGGACCUUUGCACGGAUCCUGUUCGAAUAUACAUAGGCACCAUCAACGCCGAAGAGACUCAGACUGGGACGCCUUCUGCUUUGCCGAGGGACCGAAAUGCGGACCAGAUCUUGCAGGAGCAUGCUAUCACCCGAGCGUUGUUUAUCAGGAACUUGCAAGAAUUAAGAAAUCUGACCGACUUCUUGUUGACCGAUCUUCUCCAGUCCCACGAUAAGCUUCCGUAUACCAUUCGCUUAAUGGCUCGAGAGGCUUUGCUUGCUCUUCAACGUAAAUUCCCUGAGGCCAUGGAUGAUGACCUGGUUCCUGUGGUCGCACGAACAGUCAUACUUCCUUUCCUUCUCCCAGCUAUCAUUGCUCCCGAGCAAUUCGGCAUGGCCCCUGAUGGGGUCGGCGCUGUCGAACGUCGGAAUCUCUCCGAACUCGCCAAUCUUCUUACUCACGUCGCUGGUCAAGCAUAUACCGAUACCCCAGAUCAGAGACUUAUGCGCACGCCCCUUGAGGCAUUUAUCACUGCCAUGGCGUUGCCCUUCCGGGAGUGGUUGCUGGACGUGGCGGACGUUGAGCACGCCGAAGGGCAUUUCCAUGCCCAUGAGUUGUUUGAAUCCACGAUUGAAGCAAAGCCUAUAAAGAUCACCAGAAAAGACAUCUAUGGAACGUUGAGUGCGCUGAUACAGCACGUGGAUGUAUUGACUCAUGGAAGCAAAAAGGAUCCCAUUGUUCCUAUUCUGGAAGAGUUGGAAGGUCCACCCAUAGACUAUGACAAAAGUAAAAACCAGGUCAAUUUGCGUCUCACUAACCGUUUAGCUGAGCCUGCACCUGGAGAUCCCAAAGCCGGGGCCAAAGCGGAUUGGAUUCAAGCCAAGCGCCACGUCCUUGCCGUAUUACGAGUCCAAACAGGAAAGACAUUGUUCGAUGUGCUUGUCUCUAGACCGGAAGACAUACAUGAACAGCUGUGGAUACAAGAGGUACAUAGGGAUAUCGCGCUUGAAAAUGCCAGGAAGGCAAAGCACGGAUUGCCGCCUGCACCUGUGGAGGCUGAAUAUCAAAUUGAGAGCAUCCGAUCCCUACCUUUCCAUGAAGUCAAAUCCCGUGCCAUCGAAUUUUGCAUGAAGUUGGAACGAUCAGGCCGUCUCUCGCGGGAAGAUAACCUUCAGGGCCUUCUUGUAUCCAUUGCCUCUGACAUUCGUCAAAAACACCAUCUCCGAAAGUUACGCAAGGAUAACCUAGCGGGUAUGAUCAAAGCUCACGAGGAUAUGAGCAAAAAGAAAGAAGAGUUUGAAGGGCGAGUGAAAGCCUAUCACGAUUAUAUCGAUGGUGCUAUGGCCGAGCUACAAGCCAAGGGCAAGAAGAAGCCGCUUUUUAUGAGUAAACAAUACAGACAUCAAAUGUCGCAGAAGAAGCAAGGCAAACAGGCUAAAUUUGGGUCCUACAAGUAUACCGCUGCUGACUUGUACGGAAAACAGAUCCUCCUUUCGGUCAAUCAAUUCUCCCCUCGCCAAUUUGACAAACUGUUUAUCGUCAUCUCGUCUAAUGAGGUUGGUGUCUUCAAUCUUGAACUUUCUUACCCGUCUUCUACAACUGUACCUGGCGGUUUGCUGGGGCAGGAUGAAGUCCGAAUGGAAGAUUUGUUGGGUGCGCAGUACGAGAACAAGGAGCGUUUAGACAUGUUUGAAGGGCAGGCAGCGUUUAGUCUCAACAUGUUGAUUCAUCAGAUCAACAAGAAAUUCUACAAUUCAUAGCAUGAUAUUUUGGGGGACAUGGUCAAAUUUAUACUGGUGCCGUAUGGACAUUUUGUUUCUUGCCGGAUUUAGGUUCAAGUAGAUAUAAUGAACUAAUGACUUGUCAUACUCUUUUAAAUAAGUUGGGUGACAUAUGCGCGUUACAUGAUGACAGAUGAUUAUCAUCUUUAGAUGGAAAAACAAAUAUUUGGGAUCCACUGGCCGACUUUAAAUUGGAUAGUAUAUCUUCAUGUGUCUGUGAUGAGCUGGCAGACUGGAGGAGCGACCAGAAAGCGAGUAGGUCGGUUGAUGAAUGGUCAUACGUAACUGGUAAUAAUUGAUAGUGGCAACAUGAAA
Cryptococcus deneoformans JEC21 is the source of this 6696-nucleotide messenger RNA. Its product is annotated as cytoskeletal protein binding protein, putative. The transcript has 17 exons. Gene Ontology annotation, cellular component: mitotic actomyosin contractile ring; cytoplasm. Lineage: Eukaryota; Fungi; Basidiomycota; Tremellomycetes; Tremellales; Cryptococcaceae. Gene Ontology annotation, biological process: mitotic actomyosin contractile ring assembly actin filament organization; regulation of GTPase activity; regulation of actin cytoskeleton organization. Gene Ontology annotation, molecular function: GTPase activator activity; actin filament binding; calmodulin binding. The coding region runs from base 190 to 6360 and encodes 2056 amino acids. The record is from RefSeq and is a predicted model, not a curated record.